This is a messenger RNA of Coregonus sp. 'balchen', 6946 nucleotides long. NCBI's taxonomy places the organism in Eukaryota, Metazoa, Chordata, Actinopteri, Salmoniformes, Salmonidae. The record is from the annotation of a GenBank genome assembly.
UCUGUCCAGAAAGAAGCAGCACAGAGAGAGUGAUGGUCGGACACAAGACAGAGGGAAAGAUAGAUUGAGAGAGCAGUGGGUCGUUUUCUUCCAGAGUGGCUGUCGGUGGACAUCAGUUCUGGUAUUACACUAGACAUAAUCAUUUAACAGGGAUCCAGGCAGAACCAAUCAGAUUACACCAGCAUCGUGAUAACAACCUUGUGGGACAGACACAGCAGAAGGAAGAAGCAGAGAGAAGUGUUGGGAGUGUUUUGGGGACAGUGCUAGGAUGACCAGGGUGUGGCUGUGUGUUACCAUGGUGAUGGUGGUGUGUGUGUGUCUGUGGGGGUCGGCGGAGGCGGUUGGGGGAGCAGUAAGCCGACCACGACCCCAGAGGAGACCCCACAAGAAGCCCAAGGUGAACCCCAUUGACGACACCCCCCCACCGCAGAACAUUGACAUACAACAGGUAGGUACAGGAGUGUGUGUGUGUGUGUGUGUGUGUGUGUGUGUGUGUGUGUGUGUGUAAACACACAUCGUUUACCAUGAUGUCACAACUACACCACAAACACAGCCAGUGGCGGACGUGCCUUGACGUUGUCAAUGUUAAAUCCCUGCUGUAUCAUGUAUGUGUGUGUGUGUGUUGUAGAUGGGAGGGACGUGGUACCUGGUCAACGCAGCAUCUAAGUGUAACUUCCUGAUGAAGAACGGUCUGAAGGUGGAGGCUACGGUGAUGACCCUGAUGCCCCCCUCCUCCCCAAACACCGCUCUCUCUGUUAGCACUACCACACGCCUGUGAGUUACACUCCUCUCUCUCUCUCUCUCUCUCUCUCUCUCUCUCUCUCUCUCUCUAUCUCUCUCUCUCCCUCUCUCACUCUCUCUUUCUCUCUCUGUUUCAAUUCAUUUCAAUGGGGCUUUAUUGGCAUGGGAAACAUAUGUUUACAUUGCCAAAGCAAGUGAAAUAAACAAUAAAUAAAAGUGAGAAGAAACACAUUCAACAACAUCAACAAAAAACUAUUAGAAAUGAACAGUAAACAUUGCACUCAAAAAGGUUUUAAAAAGAUAAAGACAUUUCAAGUGUUAUAUUAUCAGCUAUGUAAAGUGUUUUAGCAAUGUGAAAAUAGUUGUAGUACGAAUAGUGGGAGAAGAUAAAUAAACAGAUAAAAAUUGGGGGUAUUUACAAUGUUGUUUGUGCUCCACUGGUUGCCCUUCUCUCAUGGCAACGGGCCACAAAUCUUGCUGCUGCGAUUGCACAUUGCGGUAUUUCGCCUAACAGCUAUGGGAGUUUAUCAACAUUUGAUUUGUUUUCUAAUUCUUUGUGGGUCUGUGUGAUCUGUGGGAAAUAUGUGUCUCUGAUGUGGUCAUACAUUUGGCAGGAGGUUAGGAAGUGCUGCUUGGUUUCCACCUCAUUUUGUGGACAGUGGGCACAUAUCCUGUCUUCUGUUGAGAGCCAGAGUUGCCUAUGGCGACCUCUCUCAAUAACAAGGCUAUUCUCACUAAGUUUGUACAUAGUCAAGGAUUUUCUUAAUUUUGGGUCAGUCACAGUGGUCAGGUAAUCUGCCACUGUGUACUCUCUGUUAAAGGCCAGAUAGCAUUCCAACUUGCUCUGUUUUUGGUUGAUUCUUUCCAGUGUGUCAAAUUGUUAGCUUUUUGCUUUCUCAUUCUUUGGUUUGGUCUAAUUGUGUUGCUGUCCUGGGGCUCUGUGGGGUCUGUUUUUGAACAGAGCCCCAGAACCAGCUGGCUGAGGGCACUCUUCUCUAGGUUCAUCUCUCUUUAGGUGAUGGCUUUGUGGUGGAAUGUGUGGGCAUCGCUUCCUUUUAGGUGGUUGCAGAAUUUGAUAACUAUUUUCUGGAUUUUGAUAACUAGCGGGUAUGGUCCUAAUUCUGCUCUGCUUGUACACAAAGUAUAUUUUUGCAGAAUUCUGCAAGUUUCUCUAUCUUUCUCUCUCUCUGCAACUAUCUCUCUCUGCUUCUCUCACUCUCUUUCUCUCUUUCUCUCUUUGUUUGUUUCUCUCCCGUUCUCUAUCUGUCUCUCUUUGCACCCUCUAUCACUCUCUUCCUUCCUUUCACUCCAACUCCUCUCUUUCUGAGAGUACCUAUGUCUACCACCAGAGAGCACUCUCUCUCUCUCGCUAUCUACCUCUAUCUCUUCACAUUCUCUCUGUAUCAGCUAUCUCUCUCUCUUUUUCUCUCUGUCUCUUAGGUCAAGUCAACCUUACUCAAAGUGUCAGUAAACAGAGGAAAUUAUACCACUCCACAACACUUUUCACCUGAAUAAGACAGUCUUGGCUCUAUAGACAUUGUUCCCGUACUAGGGAACUGAAUGUUUUAGGCCUGUUUUGACUUGUUAUAUAAUUAAUCUGGCUGAACCAGAGGAAAUAGUUGGCUGUGCAAGUUGCAAAAUGGUUGCAAGUUCUCUCACGCAUGCUUGCAUGCACACAGACACAAACGCGCAAACACUCCCCCCUCCCCCCUCCCCCCCACACACACACAUACCCACAAACACACACGCACACAAAGUCUUAUGCAAUGUUAAAGCUACCUGAGUAGAUAGACAGAUCAGCUGAGGUAAUUUUUUAAUUUUUUUGUCCUCUCCCUCCCCUGCACCCCCCACCCCCCCAGUAACCACCAGUGUUGGGAGAUCUUGCAGGCGUACACCAUCACCCCCACCCCAGGACGCCUUCUACUCAAUGGUAAGAGUCCUAUCACACACAGAGACAUGCCUUACAGCCCUGUUAACUGGCUAUAGACACUCCUCUCCUCUCCACUCGGCCGUCUCCUCCUUCACCCGGCCGUCUCCUCCAGCUAUAUCUCUGAUAGCUCUGCUUUGUCUCUUUAAAAUGGCAGCUGGAACCCCUAGGCUCCCCAACAUUCCACUGCUCUAAACUGAUUGGCUUUUCAUUCAAAGUAUGCAAAUCACACCUUAUAGUCUGGGAACAAUUACUGUGAUAGAUUUACUAUGUGUGUUUCAAAGGAACAGCAGAGGAGAGUUCAUGUUCAUAUUCAAAUUACUUCAGUUGAGAAUGAGGUGCAAAUUUGAUCUUGUGCCAAAGUUAUUGAUAUUACUGUAUAAUAUGAACUGUUGUUGUUUUCCAUGAAGGUAGCAGAUCAUUGCUGAACACUGAGAUAGUGAUUGGGGAGACAGACUAUAGCUCCUACGCUGUGUUUUACUACCAGAAACAGGGACAGCUCACCAUGAAGCUCUACGGUCAGUCUGCAGCUUCUAUGCUACCAACCUGAUUGAUACCCUGUACUAACAACAUUUAACAUUUUAGUCAUUUAGCAGACGCUCUUAUCCAGAGCGACUUACAGUUACUGAGUGCAUACAUUUUUCAUACUGGCCCCCCGUGGGAAUCGAACCCACAAUCCUGGCAUUGCAAGCGCCAUGCUCUACCAACUGAGCUACAGGAGGCCCAUGCUGCAAGCCAACAGUAUUGGACAAUAUAUCGGUUUGAAGCCAGGUCUUCUGACAUUUACAUUUACAUUUUAGUCAUUUAGCAGACGCUCGUAUCCAGAGCGACUUACUGUUAGUGAGUGCAUACAUUUUUCAUACUGACCACGACAAUACAUUGUUAGCCAGCGGAGCUAAAGCCUAGGUAUUACUUCUGGGAGAUAUGGUUCACCAAGCCACAUCCAGUAAACCAUUACAGAAACAUUAAUGUUGAAGUUACUGAGAAUAUUUCAAGGAGGCUGUUGUGUUUUCUCUACAGGCAGAUCCAAGGAUACCCUUUCAGAAGCCAUCUUGGAUAAGUUUGAGGACCUGGCUGAGAAAAAGGGUCUGGGAUUGGCCUAUGUGUUCGCCUUCCCCAACUACAGUAGGAACUUCUCUAUAGGAACUUCUCUAUCAUAACUCACAAACACAGCCUGCCAUAACUACCUCUAGCUACAUCUCUACCACAGCCAGCAUACAUACUUAAAAUGAAAUGUUUCCAAUCUGUACAGGUCACUGCCAGUCUGUGGACAAGGACCACGUGAUCAGUGAGUAUACCAUUUCAAACAAUUGUUCAACCAUUUAUGUGGGGCAUCGUGGACCUAAAAUGGCAAAAUAAGGGAUUCUUCCAAAUAUAGGCUACAUCAAUGUAAAUGUAGACGGCUUCUUCUAGAGUAGGUUGAGAAUGCUAAUGCUGACUUGAGGAUGGAUGUUCUGGGGUUUCAUUGGGAAGCGGAGCGGAGCCUCGUCUGUUGUAGAGAGACAAGGAUCCCAAACCUCCCACUCGCCCCUACCAACUAGCUCGGACGGCCCUCGGUUGUCACGUGUUGCUGAUGAAACUCCGAGGGUGAAUUCAAGAGAGUGGCAAAGGGAUCAAUAAAGCCAUCAACUUCGGGACACACUUGUGACUUGAAUGAUGCAAUGAUGUUUAAAUAAUAAAUCAAGCAUGACAUUCAAAUGAACGAAUCCCCCCAGUCGCAUUACAAGAUAUAAACACCAGUAAAGUUAAACAAUUUAUUUGGGUUUUAUUGCAUCUGUUACAUGUGUCAUGUCUCGAAAUCAGACAUAGACAAAUGCACUUGGCAUAUAAUUAGGCGUGCAGCUCCAUUCUUCUGUAUUAAAGGUCCAAUGCAACCGUUUUUAUCUCAAUAUCAAAUCAUUUUUGUUAACAAUUAAGUACCUUACUGUGAUUGUUUUCAAUUAAAAUUGUAAAAAAUUAACAAAAAUAUAUUCUUAGCUAAGAGCAAUUUCUCAAGCAAGAAUGUUGCUAGGACUGUCUGGGAGUGGUCUGAGCGGGAAGAACUGAAAACUAGCUGUUAUUGGAAGAGAGGUUUGGAACUCUUUCUUAUUUGAACGGGAAGGGGAGAACUGAAAACUAGCUGUUAUUGGAAGAGAGGUUUGGAACUCUUUCUUAUUGGUCUAUUAACUAAUGGUGAUGUCACUAGGCAGACCAAAACUCCAUUCCACCAAAACUGGCUGAAAUUUCAGGCGGUCUUUUCAAACUGCUCUUGUACUAAAAGGGCAUUAUCCGAAUUUCACAGUAUUGUUACAACAUAGUGUGGAAAUAUAUAUACAAUACCAGUCAAAAAUUUUGGACACACCUACUCAUUCAAGGGUCUUUCUUUAUUUUUACUAUUCUUUACAUUGUAGAAUAAUAGUGAAGGCAUCAAAACUAUGAAAUAACACAUAUGGAAUCAUUUAGUAACAAAAAAGUGUUAAACAAAUCAAAAUACAUUUUAUAUUUGAGAUUCUUCAAAUAGCCACCCUUUGCCUUGAUGACAGCUUUGCACACUCUUGGCAUUCUCUCAACCAGCUUCACCUGGAAUGCUUUUCCAACAGUCUUGAAGGAGUUCCCACAUAUGCUGAGCACUUGUUGGCUGCUUUUCCUUCACUCUGCGGUCCGACUCAUCCCAAACCAUCUCAAUUGGGUUGAGGUCGGGGGAUUGUGGAGGCCAGGUCAUCUGAUGCAGCACUCCAUCAUUCUCCUUCUUGGUAAAAUAGCCCUUACACAGCCUGGAGGUGUGUUGGGUCAUUAUCCUGUUGAAAAACAAAUGAUAGUCCCACUAAGCCCAAACCAGAUGGGAUGGCGUACCACUGCAGAAUGCUGUGGUAGCCAUGCUGGUUAAGUAUGCCUUGAAUUCUAAAUAAAUCACAGAAAGUGUCACCAGCAAAGCACCCCCACACCAUUAUUUGGGCUGCAAUUUCUUAGGCUGGUAACUCUAAUGAACUUAUCCUCUGCAGCAGAGGUAACUCUGGGUCUUCCAUUCCUGUGGUGGUCCUCAUGAGAGCUAGUUUCAUCAUAGCGCUUGAUGGUUUUUGCAACACCACUUGAAGCAACUUUCAAAGUUCUUGAAAUGUUCCGUAUUGACUGACCUUCAUGUCUUAAAGUAAUGAUGGACUGUCAUUUCUCUUUGCUUAUUUGAGCUGUUCUUGCCAUAAUAUGGACUUGGUCUUUUACCAAAUAGGGCUAUCUUCUGUAUACCCCCCUACCUUGUCACAACACAACUGAUUGGCUCAAAUGCAUUAAGAAGGAAAGAAAUUCAACAAAUUAACUUUGAAGGCACACCUGUUAAUUGAAAUGGAUUCCAGGUGACGACCUCAUGAAGCUGGUUGAGAGAAUGCCUAGAGUGUGCAAAGCUGUCAUCAAGGCAAAGGGUGGCUAUUUGAAAAAUCUCAAAUACAUUUGAUUAACACUUUUUUGGUUACAUUUACAUUUUAGUCAUUUAGCAGAUGCUCUUAUCCAGAGCGACUUACAGUUAGUGAGUGCAUAAUUUUUUUUUCUCAUACUGGCCCCCCAUGGGAAUCAAACCCACAACCCUGGCGUUGCAAGCGCCAUGCUCUACCAACUGAGCUACCCAUGAUUCCAUGUGUGUUAUGUCAUAGUUUUGAUGUCUUCACUAUUAUUCUACAAUGUAAAACUAAAGAAAACCCCUUGUAUGAGUAGGUGUGUCCAAACUUUUGACUGGUACUGUAUUAAAAACACAGGAAAAUCACGUUUUUGACUGCACUGGACCUUUGAAAAGGGAUAGCACUUUGCUCUGAAGCCUAGUUAGCCCCUACACCCUCGAUGAUUUUCACUCCCUCAGCUUUGGGACACUCGGUGCAAAUGGUGAGAGGCAAGGGGAAGGGUGUGAUUUGGGAUUCGGACAGAUGCAGAUUGGUGGAAAAGGCAUCCACUCCCUUUAACUUUGCUAAAAAAAAAACAUCACGUUUACUCCUUCGCAGGGCAUGUGGAAAUGUACUUGCACGACGGUCAGUUAGAUAAAUUGCAUAAACAAGUUUACCUAACUGUUACCUCAUUUUGAAAAAGCGUCUGCAAAUCUAUAGCAUAGAAACAUAUUUGCAUAAUGAACUUACAUGCUUAUUUUUGUCUAACUUAAUUCACUUCGUAUAGUUUGAGUUUAUGUUUCCGUGUUACUUCUGAGCUUGUUUCAUUUUUCCUUCCCAGACUGCGUGCCAAUAUGUUGAGGAAGAUUCCAAGAGCCCAUGUUCCAACUGCUCAGCAACAUAUGGCAUAAUAAAAUGAUUGAAUUGCUUA